UUGGGACGCGAAAGGUCAUUCGUGCUCGCGCGAGGUUCUCUUCCCAGAAACCACACUUCCUCUGUAAACCUUACGAUAAUGGACGACUACGAAGAGUAUGAUAGGAAUAUGAAUGACGACGACGACAUGGACCAGGCUAUACCCGACGACGAAGAAGAGAUCACACAGGAAGAUGCUUGGGCAGUCAUUUCAGCCUAUUUUGAAGAGAAAGGGUUGGUCCGGCAGCAGCUCGAUUCCUUCGAUGAGUUUAUUCAGAAUACUAUGCAGGAAAUUGUGGACGAGUCUGCAGACAUUGAGAUUCGUCCCGAGUCACAGCACAAUCCUGGCCACCAGUCGGAUGUUGCUGAGACAAUAUACAAGAUCAGCUUUGGUCAGAUAUACUUGAGUAAGCCAAUGAUGACCGAAUCUGAUGGAGAGACUGCAACCUUAUUUCCUAAGGCUGCACGGUUGAGGAAUCUAACAUACUCAGCGCCUUUGUACGUGGAUGUCUCAAAAAGAGUCAUUAAGAAAGGUCAUGAUGGUGAAGAAGUUACUGAAACCCAAGAUUUUACAAAAGUUUUUAUUGGGAAGGUUCCCAUCAUGCUCCGAUCGAGUUAUUGCACACUGUAUCAAAAUUCUGAGAAGGAUCUGACUGAGCUGGGGGAGUGUCCAUACGACCAAGGAGGAUAUUUUAUCAUCAAUGGCAGUGAGAAGGUUCUUAUUGCACAAGAGAAGAUGAGCACAAAUCAUGUAUAUGUUUUCAAGAAAAGACAGCCUAACAAGUAUGCCUUUGUAGCAGAAGUUCGGUCUAUGGCUGAGUCACAAAAUAGACCACCCAGUACCAUGUUUGUACGGAUGCUUUCUCGAACCAGUGCCAAGGGGGGCUCUUCAGGACAGUACAUACGUGCCACUCUGCCUUACAUUAGAAAUGAGAUUCCAAUUAUAAUUGUGUUUCGUGCUCUAGGAUUUGUUGCUGACAAAGAUAUUCUAGAGCAUAUAUGUUAUGACUUCUCUGAUACUCAAAUGAUGGAGUUGCUUCGGCCUUCUCUGGAAGAGGCUUUUGUUAUCCAAAAUCAGCAGGUUGCACUAGACUAUAUUGGGAAGAGAGGAUCAACAGUUGGUGUGACCAAGGAAAAGAGGAUUAAGUAUGCCAAGGAGAUCCUUCAAAAAGAAAUGCUUCCUCAUGUUGGCGUAGGUGAAUUUUGUGAGACGAAGAAGGCAUAUUAUUUUGGUUAUAUAAUUCACCGGCUACUCUUAUGUGCCCUUGGCCGGAGAGCAGAAGAUGACAGGGAUCACUAUGGGAACAAAAGACUGGACCUUGCUGGUCCUUUACUUGGAGGCUUGUUCAGAAUGCUAUUUAGAAAGUUAACAAGAGACGUGAGAGGUUACGUACAAAAGUGUGUUGAUAAUGGAAAGGACGUCAAUUUGCAAUUUGCCAUCAAGGCGAAAACCAUUACUAGUGGCCUGAAAUAUUCACUUGCCACUGGAAACUGGGGGCAAGCAAAUGCUGCUGGAACAAGAGCUGGAGUAUCACAGGUGUUAAAUCGUUUGACAUAUGCAUCAACUUUGUCUCACUUACGAAGGCUGAAUUCACCCAUUGGACGAGAAGGUAAAUUGGCCAAGCCUCGACAGUUGCAUAAUUCACAAUGGGGAAUGAUGUGUCCUGCUGAAACGCCAGAAGGACAAGCAUGUGGACUGGUAAAAAAUCUUGCAUUGAUGGUCUAUAUUACAGUUGGAUCUGCAGCAUACCCUAUUUUGGAAUUUUUGGAAGAAUGGGGCACAGAGAAUUUCGAGGAAAUUUCUCCUGCUGUCAUUCCUCAAGCUACAAAAAUUUUUGUCAAUGGUUGUUGGGUUGGAAUCCAUCGAGACCCUGAAAUGUUGGUGAAGACUUUGAGACGGCUGAGGAGACGAGUUGAUGUAAAUACUGAAGUUGGAGUAGUUAGAGAUAUCCGUCUGAAAGAACUACGGAUAUAUACUGAUUAUGGCCGUUGCAGCCGUCCAUUAUUCAUUGUUGAGAAACAAAGGCUUCUCAUAAAGAAGAAGGAUAUCCAUGCUCUUCAGCAGAGGGAAUCUCCAGAAGAUGGUGGUUGGCACGAUCUUGUAGCAAAGGGAUUCAUUGAAUACAUAGACACUGAAGAAGAGGAAACUACCAUGAUUUCCAUGACAAUUAGUGAUCUUAUACAAGCAAGGAUCAACCCGGUUGAGGCUUAUUCUGACACUUACACUCACUGUGAAAUCCAUCCAUCAUUGAUUUUGGGUGUUUGUGCUUCAAUUAUUCCAUUUCCCGACCAUAACCAGUCCCCACGUAACACGUAUCAAUCUGCCAUGGGUAAACAAGCUAUGGGAAUUUACGUCACCAACUACCAAUUUCGAAUGGAUACUUUGGCCUAUGUUUUGUAUUAUCCGCAAAAACCUCUUGUGACUACUCGAGCUAUGGAGCACCUUCAUUUCAGGCAGCUUCCAGCUGGCAUUAAUGCGAUUGUUGCCAUUGCUUGCUACUCUGGUUAUAACCAGGAAGACUCUGUGAUCAUGAAUCAAUCGUCCAUUGACCGUGGAUUUUUUAGGUCACUUUUCUUCCGUUCAUACAGAGAUGAGGAGAAAAAAAUGGGAACUCUUGUAAAAGAAGAUUUUGGGCGGCCGGACAGGAGUAAUACUAUGGGUAUGAGGCAUGGCUCCUAUGAUAAAUUGGAUGACGAUGGUCUUGCACCCCCGGGUACCAGAGUAUCCGGUGAGGACGUUAUUAUUGGAAAGACUACUCCUAUUUCUCAGGAAGAAGCUCAGGGACAAGCUGCACGCUACUCAAGACGUGAUCAUAGCAUUAGUUUACGUCACAGUGAAAAUGGGAUUGUAGAUCAAGUUCUACUGACCACAAAUGCUGAUGGAUUGAGAUUCGUGAAAGUAAGGGUGAGAUCUGUUCGAAUACCUCAGAUUGGGGAUAAAUUCAGCAGUCGACAUGGUCAAAAAGGAACAGUGGGAAUGACUUACACACAAGAAGACAUGCCUUGGACUGUGGAAGGAAUCACCCCUGAUAUUAUCGUGAAUCCACAUGCUAUUCCUUCUCGGAUGACAAUUGGUCAGCUUAUUGAGUGUAUUAUGGGGAAGGUGGCAGCCCACAUGGGAAAAGAAGGAGAUGCUACACCAUUUACUGAUGUCACUGUGGAUAACAUCAGUAAGGCUCUGCAUAAGUGUGGUUAUCAGAUGCGUGGGUUUGAAACAAUGUACAAUGGCCAUACAGGCCGGCGGCUCUCAGCAAUGAUAUUCCUUGGUCCAACAUACUACCAAAGGCUGAAGCAUAUGGUUGAUGACAAAAUACAUUCACGUGGAAGGGGUCCUGUGCAGAUCCUUACGAGACAACCUGCUGAGGGUCGGUCACGUGAUGGUGGUCUCCGAUUUGGGGAGAUGGAGCGUGACUGCAUGAUUGCCCAUGGUGCUGCUCAUUUUCUAAAGGAGAGGUUGUUUGACCAAAGUGAUGCUUAUAGGAUCCAUGUCUGUGAGUGUUGCGGAUUGAUAGCCAUUGCAAAUCUCAAGAAGAGUUCCUUCGAAUGUAGGGGCUGCAAAAACAAAACCGACAUCGUUCAGGUAUAUAUCCCUUAUGCCUGUAAGCUUCUCUUCCAAGAGCUUAUGGCUAUGGCAAUAGCACCACGUAUGUUCACAAAGGAGAUCAAACCAUUAAAAGACCAAAAGAAGAAAGGAUCCUGAUUUCCUUCUGUAGCUUCUUGUCAACUCUCAUGUACUGGACGAUUUACUCGCAAACUAGCCGCUGGAGGCUGAAGGCAGUGACGACACAUCCCCUGAGAAAUUAGAACUAGUUGAAGCAUAGUUUUGUGAGAUAUGUCGCCACCUUAAGGUCCCAGUAAUGGGUUGGUCGAAAUUGGAUCAACCAACCGCCCAGGAGCUGUCUAUUCAUCCCAAGAUCCAAAGGUUCCUCGUGCUUCUACUUUCAUUAUAGAGAGCAAUUUGCUAGGUCGUGUAUGGGUGACCUACCCACUGCUGUCCAUAGAAACCCCCUUUUUUCACCUCAUAUUUAUUUCAGCAUAUCCGGAUUACCGUAUACGAGGAUAAAUCAUCGAGAUAUAAUGAGUUUUAACGUGCUUUAUGUAGCUGAAAUCUAUUCUGCCAGACAUCGAGUAUCUUCAUGUUAGUAAAUUGGAUUUACCCUCCUCUUUUUCA
Molecule: messenger RNA, 4149 nt
Organism: Cucumis melo (muskmelon)
Lineage: Eukaryota; Viridiplantae; Streptophyta; Magnoliopsida; Cucurbitales; Cucurbitaceae
Product: DNA-directed RNA polymerase II subunit RPB2
Exons: 25
Coding region: 79-3678 (1199 amino acids)
Biological process (GO): DNA-templated transcription
Cellular component (GO): RNA polymerase II, core complex
Molecular function (GO): DNA binding; ribonucleoside binding; DNA-directed RNA polymerase activity
Source: RefSeq, a predicted model, not a curated record